AUGUAUCUAAAAUCAACUCAUUCAGUUCCUACUGAAGGUGGUCAUGAAUGGGAAAUCACUUUAUUCUGCAGCACUGAAGCAAAUACAAUUGCUACUGUCGACAUGUCUCCGAAAUCUCGGGCUUCAAGGGUUGUCCCUAAUGAUGCUAAGCCCGCUCCGACGGCGUAUUCCAUGAAAUACAUUUGUUCAAAAUUUGAGGAUCCCCCAAUGAAGUUUAGUGCCGUUAUAACUUUUAAAAGCAAAGAUAAUAAA
Molecule: messenger RNA, 252 nt
Organism: Racocetra persica
Lineage: Eukaryota; Fungi; Glomeromycota; Glomeromycetes; Diversisporales; Gigasporaceae
Source: the annotation of a GenBank genome assembly